AUGAGCUCGAUCUUCAACGCCCACCGCAAUAUCAUGCAAGCCAAGGGACCGCAAAAAGCCGUCGUCUUUGGGUUUCCUUACAUCGACACCCUGAAGAUCACAGAGAAGUUUGGACCAGGUUCGAUAUUCUAUGGUUUUGGGUCAUCAGAAGAGCUCGAUGAUCUCGAAAAGAGAUUAGAGGGCGGCGAGCGAUUCAUGGCACUAUUCACAGAGUUCCCCUCAAACCCACUUCUCCGGACACCAGAUCUCGAGCGCAUACGUAACCUCGCCGACAAGUACGACUUCUGCGUAGUUGUAGACGAGAGUGUCGGCAACUUCAUUAACGUCAACGUCCUACCAUACGCGGACAUAGUCGUCAGCAGCUUAACGAAAGUCUUCAGCGGCGACAGCAACGUCAUGGGUGGAGGUCUCAUCCUCAACCCCAAAACUCAAAACUACGCCAAACUCAAAAGAAUCUGGAACGAGGACUACGUCGACAACCACUGGGCCGAAGACAGCAUCUUCCUCGAGCGCAACAGCCGUGACUUUGUCUCCCGCAUCGAGCGCAUCGGCAUCAACGCAGAAGCCAUCUGCGACGUCCUAAGCGCCCAUCCACGCGUCAAACAAGUAAACUACCCCAAAAUCUCCCCCACCCGCGCCAACUACGAAAAAUGCCGCAACCCGCGCGGCAACUACGGCGGCCUGCUGUCCGCCACUUUCCACACCCGCGCCGACGCCGUCGCUUUCUUCGAUGCGCUGGAUACCGUCAAGGGCCCUUCUUUGGGUACGAAUUUCACGCUGAGUAGUCCGUAUGUUAUUCUUGCGCAUUAUGGGGAGUUGGAGUGGUGUGCUAAGUGGGGCGUGGAGGCGGAUUUGAUCAGGUUUAGUGUAGGGCUAGAAGAGACGGGGAAGUUGGUGGAGGUUUUUGGGAGGGCGUUGGAGGCGAUUGGGGGGUAG
Molecule: messenger RNA, 936 nt
Organism: Parastagonospora nodorum SN15
Lineage: Eukaryota; Fungi; Ascomycota; Dothideomycetes; Pleosporales; Phaeosphaeriaceae
Exons: 4
Coding region: 1-936 (311 amino acids)
Biological process (GO): transsulfuration
Molecular function (GO): cystathionine gamma-synthase activity; pyridoxal phosphate binding
Source: RefSeq, a predicted model, not a curated record